Neurospora tetrasperma FGSC 2508 is the source of this 1237-nucleotide messenger RNA. RefSeq lists its product as uncharacterized. The coding region runs from base 399 to 959 and encodes 186 amino acids. The transcript has 7 exons. The record is from RefSeq and is a predicted model, not a curated record. Gene Ontology annotation, biological process: ubiquitin-dependent protein catabolic process; protein polyubiquitination. NCBI's taxonomy places the organism in Eukaryota, Fungi, Ascomycota, Sordariomycetes, Sordariales, Sordariaceae. Gene Ontology annotation, molecular function: ubiquitin conjugating enzyme activity. Gene Ontology annotation, cellular component: nucleus.
CCAACUUCGACUUUCCGACCUGUGAAUAAUCAAUCAAACCAUCGACACUUUGCCAUAUCAGCUUCAGUGCCUACCUAUUCGAGUCCAUUCGCGAUAACCUCCCCGCCAUCUUUGGCUGUCAGCAACGCCCAAGCUUCGCUUUCAACCCACUUCGGCCGCAGCCGGUAGACCAGACGAGAGCGACAUUGCAUCUCGCCACCACCCGCCGACCACGCAUCCAACUGCCUACUUCCGCAUUCUGCAGUCUUGACACUUGUCAUCCGUUCACAACAUCGGAUUAUACGAUAACGCGACUAUUUGCGACUUCGCUUCAGAUUCCCUGCGACAACUCGAAGCUAGAUACCACUUCAUUCUUAUCAAAACGGCAGAACCGAGCGCGAGUUUCUGAUAGAGACAACAUGAGUUCCCCACGCCGCCGUAUCGAGACAGAUGUCAUGAAGAUGCUCAUGAGCGACUAUGAGGUUACUUUGGUGAACGAUAAUAGGCAGGAAUUCUAUGUGAGGUUCAAAGGGCCUGCCGAAACACCCUUUGAAGGCGGCAUCUGGAAAGUCCGCGUCGAGCUACCCGAUCAGUAUCCAUACAAAUCCCCUAGCAUUGGCUUCGUGAACCGAAUCUUCCAUCCCAACAUUGAUGAGCUAUCCGGAUCGGUUUGUCUAGACGUCAUUAACCAAACAUGGUCGCCAAUGUUCGAUAUGAUCAACAUCUUUGAAGUAUUCCUGCCUCAGCUUCUACGUUACCCGAACCCUACCGAUCCUCUCAACGGUGAGGCCGCUGCCAUGUUGCUUAGAGAACCCAAGACCUACGAGAACAAGGUGAAGGAAUAUGUCCAGAAGUACGCGAGUAAGGACGCGGCAGACGAGGCGGACGCAGAAAGUGAAGACGACGGCGAACUAUCAUCCGUGGCUAGCUUCGACGAGGAAGACGACGAGGAGGCCGCCGGUAAGAUGGACGACGUCUAGGUUGGUAGUCCUCCAACGAAUUCUGAAGGCUCUUCGAAUCCUGAAGGCCCCUCAUAUUCAGACGGCAUUUUAGGUCGUCUUUGCGUCACUUCGCAUUUAUCAGCGGCAGGAGUUGUUUUCUUCGGGGUGUUCAAGGGCCUCUGUUUCGAACCGGCGUUGAAUAAGGUAUCUAUGGGUUGGGACUUUUUUUGGUUUGCUUAGGUCACUCGCUUUGUUUUCUCCCCUCUGAUUCUAGGACUGUUCAUACACAUCAUCUCAGUGCAAAUCGUUAUAUCAUU